CCUAGUAAAUCCGCCCAACAUGCCGCCGCCGACGAGAAAUCCAUGUCCCUCCUGCAGUCCAUCAGACUGUAUCCGAAGGCGGUGGGCUGGUCCGUGGUUCUCUCCAGCGCACUCAUCAUGGAGGGGCUGAAUGUGGAGACGGGGAAGUGGAGUGUGCCGGCGAAUUGGCAGAGUGCGUUAUCCAACGGCGCGCGCGCAGGCGAAGUCGUCGGCCUCGUCCUCAACGGCUUCGUCAGCGAGCGCUUCGGGUACCGCAAGACGAUGCUCGGCGCGCUCGUCUCCAUGACGGCGUUCAUCUUCGUGCUGUUCUUCGCACCCAACAUCCGCAUCCUCGUGCUCGGCGAGGUGCUCUGCGGCAUCCCCUGGGGCAUGUUCCAGACGCUUACGACGCAGUACGCCAGCGAGGUCAGUCCGGUGCAGCUAAGGCCGAUUCUGACGACGUUUGUGAAUAUGUGCUGGGUCAUGGGUCAAUUCAUUGCCGCGGGCGUGAACCGAGGGUGCGUGACGCGCGAGGAUGAGUGGGCGUAUAGGAUCCCGUUCGCGAUACAGUGGAUCUGGCCGGUUCCUAUCAUGAUCGGUGUAGCGCUCGCGCCGGAGAGCCCGUGGUGGCAUGUGAGGAGAGGAGACCGCGAGGGCGCGCGCAAGGCACUGCUGAGGCUCACGUCGCCCGAGAAAGAUGCCAGCUUCAACCCGGACGACACAAUCGCCAUGAUCGAGCACACCAACGACAUGGAGAAGGAGAUGUCGGCCGGCACGCGCUGGGGCGACUUGUUCCGUGGCGCAGACCGGCGGCGGACAGAGAUUGUGUGCUUCACGUGGAUCGCGCAGACCAUCUGCGGGCAGAACAUCAUGGGAUACUUCGCCUACUUCAUGCAAAAAGCGGGCCUCCCCACCGUCCACUCCUUCAACCUCUCGCUGACGUCCCUCGCGCUCGGCCUCCUCGGCACCGCCGCCUCGUGGGCCCUGAUGCAGCGCCUGGGCCGGCGCACAAUCCACCUCGUCGGGUCGUCCACGCUCUUCACGCUCCUGGUCAUUGUCGGCGCGUGUUCCUUCUCGCACGCCAAGGCGGCGAACUGGGCCAUCGGCGGCCUCCUCAUCGCCUUCGUCUUCGUGUACGACCUCACCAUCGGACCCGUCACGUACGCGCUCAUCUCGGAACUUUCCUCGACGAGGCUGAAGGCCAAGACGAUUGUGCUGGCCAGGGCGCUGUACAAUGUGUCGAACAUUGUGGUGAAUGUGCUGACCAACUAUCAGCUGGGAGAGCAGAACUGGGAUUGGGGUGCGCGGACGGCGUUUUUCUGGGCGGGGACGUGUGGGUGCGUGGUGGCUUGGGCGUGGUUCAGGCUGCCGGAGCCGAGGGGGAGGACGUAUGGGGAGCUGGAUGUGCUGUUUGAGAGGGGGGUUGGGGCGAGGCAUUUUUCGGACGUCGUGGUGGAUCCGUUUGUGAGAGGAGCCAGGGAGACGACGCGGGUGGGAGCGAAGGAGCAGGGCGGUGUGUUGUAAAGGAAGUGCUGGAGCGGGGACCUGUGGUACCUCUGGAUGGGUAAUGCAGAAGACGAGGGUGGCCAUUACACGUAGCCAAUGCGCCUGGGGUGCUUGAAGGUGUCGGUGUGGAUUCGCAAUGCUAUCCG
Paraphaeosphaeria sporulosa is the source of this 1631-nucleotide messenger RNA. RefSeq names its product general substrate transporter. Lineage: Eukaryota; Fungi; Ascomycota; Dothideomycetes; Pleosporales; Didymosphaeriaceae. The transcript is spliced from 6 exons. Gene Ontology annotation, cellular component: membrane. The record is from RefSeq and is a predicted model, not a curated record. Gene Ontology annotation, molecular function: carbohydrate:proton symporter activity. Gene Ontology annotation, biological process: transmembrane transport; carbohydrate transport. The coding region runs from base 43 to 1503 and encodes 486 amino acids.